UGAUUUGUCGAAAAUUGAAUGGCGCCAAAGUCGCGCGCCUACUUAAAAAAAUUUUGAUUCGUCGAACAUGCUACAACAAAGCCAAAGCUUGUACAGUUUAAAAAAUACUGUGAAAAUAGACGAAUAUUAGUUUAGUCUUUCAAGCCCUAAGGAAGUUGAACUUGUAAAAGGCGAAAGCAUUCAAGAAACCCUGGCAUUUUUAUACAGAACUACGAAUUGGGAGUGUUGUUUUCAACUCUCAAUGGGAAACCGAAAGACAAUGACUCAUCUUGAGGGACUUGUCGAGAUGAUUUAAAUUAAUGAUCAUGGACUCUCUUGAAUCUGGCAUGAAGAAGUGUGAUUGAGACAGAAGCUCCUAUAAACAAGUAUGGCUGACUCAGGGGAGCUGGAUUUUGUAUCGCUAGCAAGUGUGGAAAGCACCGGCAGCAUACAAGAGGCCGUUAUCGUGAUCCCGGGCCCGCCCAUCGAAGUAUUCGGGCAGAGGGGGGCACCGUCUGUUGUACUAAAGCCACUGAAGCAGACUAAGGGAAAGUUUUACUACGAAUGCAAAACUAGCACAGGAGGUUACAUGCAGCUGGGAUGGGCAGAUGACGGUUUCUCUGCGGCCGCAGACACCGGUCAAGGGUGCGGUGACGACUCUCACUCAUGGGCGUAUGACGGUACACGCACUCUUAAAUGGCACGCAAACGCUAAGGAGCCUUACGGACGCAAAUGGAAGGAAGGGGACACGGUCGGUAUCGCUGUUGACCUAGACCAGGGAGAGGUUAGCUUUUCGCUAAACGGCGACUGGUCAAGUCCAAUGGGGACAGCAUUCACUGGUAUAACCCCUGAUGGGGGCAUUUACCCAUGCCUCUCACUCAUCAGGGGUCAACGAGUGAGUGUACAUCUAGGUACGCCAUCUAACCCUUUUGAUUACAACCCACCUGAAGGGUACCUCCCACUGCGUGUUACUCAGCCCGUAGCGGCGAGCUCUGAUGACUACAGUCGGUUCGCUAGCUUUGCUAAUGUUAUUCAAAUGAACCUAUCGGAGCACUGCUUCGCCGUGUCUUACCCUGGGGAGCUGAUGGUGACGAUGAUGGGGAGAGGCCUUGGAUACGAAGCUAAAAAGAAUGCGAUGAUGCACUCAGGUUACGAAGCGACUAUGAAGCGUUGGCAAGACCACGAGAAAUCCAUUAAAGAUGCUGUGGCGCACAUUGGCCUAACACGAGACGAGACCAUGGCUGUCAUCUGCUACACUCUCGAGUCACCUCCAGUGUACCGAUACUUCAACAGCGACACCCGCAAGGGUUACCUUGGAGACGGCAUGGACUUCCCAAUCAUCAGCUACCUUCUCCGCGAGGCUUGCCGCAAAAUCCUCGCAGCCACGCCUAAGGAGCAACGCACUCGGAUAGUGUACCGGGGAGUCAAUCUGCCUUUUGCAGCAGAAAUCGGACAGGUCGUCCGGUUUGGGUCCUACACUUCCACCACUGGCAACAUCACGACAGCAGAAGAGUUCAGAAAGACGUCUACGGGCACACAGUUUGUGAUCGUCACCAAGCUCGGCGCGUCCAUCAGGGAGCUGUCUGCUUUUCCCGAGGAGGAAGAAGUACUGCUCCCCCCAUACGAGGCGUUCCGGGUGCACAGGGUGGAGCCGGGGUGUAUCUACGUGGCUAGCGUGUUCGAGAAUGACUUCGUGGAGCAGUAUUGUAGGGAUGGAGGUGCGGUGAAUCAGGCACAGGCGAUCGUAAAGGAUUUGAUAUCAGGCAAGGGGGAUACGUGAUUAGUGAAGGCUGUUUAAAAUAUACCAUAAACCGCUUAUGGUUCCAUACAUUUAAGUUUCUUAACCUUGGAAAUUCACAUUCUUAACGCGGACUUGAUAUGCAUUUGAAUUUUUAAAAGGGACCGGACACAUUCAAUGAUGAAUUUGUAAUCCCCAGUUCCCCUUGGAAAGUUCGAGUUAUUUUUGUUUUUGUGGUGUGGACAAUAAAGGCGGAUAUGGAAAACGUGGGAAAUGCCUAGAAGCAAUCGGGGCUAUAGAACCACAAGGAUUUCCCCAAUCGCGUGUAAACCCGGACUGUUUCAUGUGUCCGAGUGAUCAUAUAGGAACCAGCCCUUUAAGCUCUGACUGGCUUGGCUAAAUUAUUAUUGUCAAAAUAUCAACAGCAGUGUAUCAAGGGAAACACAGAAAACAAUAAUCUUACUUUAAUUCAAAACAGGAAUAUAGAUGACAUAACAAUUUAAA
Molecule: messenger RNA, 2221 nt
Organism: Nematostella vectensis (starlet sea anemone)
Lineage: Eukaryota; Metazoa; Cnidaria; Anthozoa; Actiniaria; Edwardsiidae
Exons: 4
Coding region: 368-1759 (463 amino acids)
Cellular component (GO): cytoplasm
Molecular function (GO): protein binding; NAD+-protein-arginine ADP-ribosyltransferase activity; ubiquitin-protein transferase activity
Source: RefSeq, a predicted model, not a curated record